Molecule: messenger RNA, 1584 nt
Organism: Diutina rugosa
Lineage: Eukaryota; Fungi; Ascomycota; Pichiomycetes; Serinales; Debaryomycetaceae
Gene: AGM1
Product: phosphoacetylglucosamine mutase
Exons: 1
Coding region: 1-1584 (527 amino acids)
Biological process (GO): UDP-N-acetylglucosamine biosynthetic process; carbohydrate metabolic process
Molecular function (GO): phosphoacetylglucosamine mutase activity
Source: RefSeq, a predicted model, not a curated record
AUGACUCUCCACAUUGAAAAGUACGUGGGCAAUCACCCGAAACCCGAUGUCACCCUCAAGUAUGGUACUGCUGGCUUGCGGUCGAAGCUGGCGGUGCUUGACUACGCCACCUACAUCGUUGGGAUCGUCGCCGCUCUCAGAUCGAAGCAGUUGAACGGUCAAGUGAUCGGGUGCAUGGUCACCGCCUCUCACAACCCCCCUGAAGACAACGGGGUUAAGGUGGUGGACCCUAUGGGGACAAUGCUUGUUUCUCAAUGGGAGGAUAUCGCCACUACCCUUGCCAACACUGAACCGUCUCAAUUGCAAGCGACGGUUGAAAAAGUGAUCGCUGACCAGAAGAUUGACAUGAAAAAAGAAGGUCACGUCCUCAUUGCCAUGGAUACUCGGGAACUGUCGCCUCAAUUGGUUCAAUCGUGCAUUGAAGGGUUCGAACUGGUCGGGAACACCACCUACAAGGACUACGGUUUAUUGACCACUCCCCAGCUUCAUUAUCUCGUUCGCACCGCUAACGACAAGACCUACGGCGAGUGCUCGGAGACUGGUUACUAUGACAAGAUGGUGCACGCCUUUGAGCAAAUCCACCAGUUGGGUGACCAACAGCCUGUGAGUAUCACCAUUGACUGCGCCAACGGGGUUGGGGCUCCUGCCAUGGAAAAAUUCAAACGGGUUCUCAACCGGAUAGAUAUUACCUUGGUUAACACUAACAUCGAGGACCCUCUCAAGCUCAAUGUCCUGUGUGGGGCUGACUACGUCAAGACUAACCAGAAAUUGCCCGCGGGGGUGUCUCCCAAGCCCAAUGUGCUUUACGCAUCGUUCGACGGUGACGCUGAUCGGCUCAUCUGCUACUUCACUGACGAUAAUGGUGGCUUCCACCUUUUGGACGGUGACAAGAUGUCAACACUUAUCGCACUUGUUAUGCAACAAUUAUUCAACGAUCUUCCUCUGCUUGCAGACCAAUUGAAAAUCGGGGUGGUACAAACUGCGUACGCCAAUGGUUCCUCUACCAACUACAUUCAAAAUACCCUCAAGCUUCCGGUAGAAUGUACCCCCACUGGGGUGAAGCACUUGCAUCACGCUGCCGAAAACUUCGACAUUGGUAUAUAUUUUGAAGCUAAUGGUCACGGUACCGUAUGCUUCUCGAAGAAGGCCGAAGAAGCCAUUGACGCCUACAAGCCUGAGGGUGAAGUUGAUGGAAGAGCCGCAACCAUCUUGAAGGCACUCAGCAACUUGAUCAACCAAACUGUGGGUGAUGCUAUCUCGGAUCUUCUCACCAUCUUGGCGAUCUUGCACUACUUGCGCCUUUCGCCUCAACAAUGGGAUGAGGCUUACACUGAUUUGCCGAACAAGUUGAUUAAGGUGAUCGUGCCCGAUAGAACCAUCUUCAAGACUACCGACGCUGAGCGUAAGUUGGUGGAACCCGCUGGUUUGCAGUCGAAGAUCGAUGAACUUGUGGCCAAAUACCCUCAAGGCCGGUCGUUUGUUCGUGCAAGUGGAACCGAGGACGCCGUUCGGGUAUAUGCUGAAGCCGCGAAGCCCGAGCAUGCUCAGGAGUUGGUGGCCCUGGUGGGGCAGCUUGUCGAGUAA